Molecule: messenger RNA, 4047 nt
Organism: Corvus hawaiiensis (hawaiian crow)
Lineage: Eukaryota; Metazoa; Chordata; Aves; Passeriformes; Corvidae
Gene: BMP7
Product: bone morphogenetic protein 7
Exons: 7
Coding region: 1-1392 (463 amino acids)
Biological process (GO): SMAD protein signal transduction
Cellular component (GO): extracellular region
Molecular function (GO): cytokine activity; growth factor activity
Source: RefSeq, a predicted model, not a curated record
AUGCCGGUGGCGGGGCGCGUCCCGCGGCGGGGCAGCCCCGCGCCCCCCGCGCCGCCCCGCAGCCGCCGCCGCCGCGCCGCGAUGCCGGUGGCGGGGCGCGGGCAGCCCGCCUCCUGGCUGCUGGUGCUGGGCGCCGCCGCGCCCGCCCUCUGGCUGCGCUGCGUGCUCGCCGACUUCACGGUGGACAACGAGGUGCACUCCAGCUUCAUCCACCGGCGGCUGCGCGGCCCCGAGCGCCGCGAGAUGCAGCGGGAGAUCCUCUCCAUCCUCGGCCUGCCGCACCGCCCGCGGCCGCACCUCCACGGCAAGCACAACUCGGCCCCCAUGUUCAUGCUGGACCUCUACAAUGCCAUGUCCGUGGAGGAGGGGGCGGCGGGGGCCGCCGCCGAGGACGGCGAGGGCUUCUCUUACCCCUACAAGCCCAUCUUCAGCACCCAGGGGCCGCCCCUGGCCAGCCUGCAGGACAGCAACUUCCUCACCGAGGCUGACAUGGUCAUGAGCUUCGUCAACUUGGUGGAGCAUGACAGAGAGUUUCACCAUCAGCGCUGCCACUACCGAGAGUUCAGGUUUGAUCUCUCCCGAAUCCCGGAGGGGGAGGCGGUGACGGCGGCAGAGUUCAGGAUUUACAAGGAUUACAUCCGCGAGCGCUUCGACAACGAAACCUUCCAGAUCAGCAUCUACCAGGUCCUGCAGGAGCACCCGGGAAGGGAUUCAGAUUUGUUCCUGCUUGACUCCAGAACGAUCUGGGCUGCAGAGGAAGGGUGGCUGGUGUUCGACAUAACCGCGACCAGUAACCACUGGGUGGUGAAUCCCCAGCACAACCUGGGCCUGCAGCUCUCCGUGGAAGGGAUUGAUGGACAGAGCAUCAACCCCAAGCUGGUGGGGCUCAUCGGCAGGCACGGCCCGCAGAACAAGCAGCCCUUCACCGUCGCCUUCUUCAAAGCCACCGAGGUGCAUCUGCGCAGCAUCCGCUCCACGGGGGGGAAGCAGAGGAGCCAGAACCGAUCCAAAACACCAAAGAACCAGGAAGCUUUCCGGGUGUCCAACAUCGCAGAGAACAGCAGCAGUGACCAGCGCCAGGCUUGCAAGAAACACGAGCUCUACGUCAGCUUCAGGGACCUGGGGUGGCAGGACUGGAUCAUUGCUCCGGAGGGCUACGCUGCCUAUUACUGUGAAGGAGAAUGUGCUUUCCCCUUGAAUUCCUACAUGAAUGCUACAAACCAUGCCAUUGUACAGACACUGGUUCACUUUAUAAACCCAGAGACUGUGCCGAAACCCUGCUGUGCUCCUACACAACUCAAUGCCAUCUCAGUGCUCUAUUUUGAUGACAGCUCCAAUGUUAUCUUAAAAAAAUACAGGAACAUGGUGGUACGAGCAUGUGGCUGCCACUAGAUUUGUAGGAAAGAGAAAGACGAAAGAAAAAGAAGUUUUUUGCAAAGAGUGAGUUUGUAUGGCUGUGUGGGGGAGGGGGAAAGGUUGGUGCUCCAGCCAUGGGUUUAAAAAAAUCCCAAACCAUUUUAGGACCAGGCCUCUGGAAGUUCAGACAAUGGAACAGUUUCUGAAUCUAAAGAGACAUUUGAACACAUUUUGUUUUAGUUUAUUACAGACAAUGAGCUUGUAAACUGAAACAAGCCAGAGAAACCGUUUAAAACCAAAUCUGCUUACAAAAUUGGCUCCUACAGUACAUACUUUUGCAAACGAGUCUUUCUGGAGAUUGCAAACUCACCAGUGUUGAUUGUGAGUAAAACAGUAAUAAUCUAUCCAAGGUGAGACUGUGCUGUGACUAAUAAGUGUGUGUAGUUCCUGUAACACGGUUUGCAAUAAAAUAAGUGAACAAAAUAUACCUGGAGUGAACAGGUAUUUUGUUAGAGAAUCAUUGCUUCCACCCCUCUGCUUCAAUUUCAUAAGCAAAAUGAAGGAUGAAUUACAUGCAACUUCCAGUUUCAAACUACAGUAGCAAAAGCUGGAUGUGGAUUGACACAAAUUCAAAGGACAGAUUAGGCUAAGAAAAAAAAUCAAGUGGCAAGCAAAAGACUGAAGAAAAGUUCUUCAAAGAGCAAGAAUUUUGGGGUGUACUUUUUUCUAUCAACAAGGAAGGAAAUUUCCUCUUGCAGCCAGGAAAUAUUUGAAUUUGCAUUGAACUUGAAACAGGAAAGCAGCAAAAUGCUGAGAAGCAGGGAUUAAACCUAAUGUUUAGCUGGGGUAUCCUAAGCAGCUACAGAGCUGUAACUAAAGAUCCUGCUGCUGUGUGGAAAAUGUCCACCGACUUCCCUGAGGGAACAAGUUCCAACACCUUCCUGAGAACACGGAGGCUCAAGCACAGAAGGUGCUGUGAGCUGGGAUGUACACCCAGCACCACACAGACUGGGAACCAGCUAGGAAACCUUCCUUCCUGGGGUCAGUGCUUCUGAUAAACCUCCUGCUCUGUUGGCUUCACCUCAAAAAAACCCCAAAACAAUCCCUUUCAAGGGCCACCAAGAAGCUGGAACAAGAAGCAAGAAAAUGUCCCCUCAAGGCUUUUAUUUUUCCUUCUUUUAAAGUCACAGGUUACACAAACAUCACACUUAAGUAAUUAAGGCUCAAUUAAAGUUGUUGCAAAGAAGAAUGCAGAGUUGCAGUAACCAAUCAUAAACAAAUCCCCCACUUUGGCACGCAUCAAAGUAGGAUUGGCUUAAAUUCCACCACGGAGAUAAAAAGAAAAUAAUGCCCAGUAAAACACCAUGUCCAGCACACCCAGCUCUAAAUCUCCAAACUCCAAAAAGCUAAACCUCCAACAGAUGGGUCCAGGACAUCGCCAAUCCCUGGAGAAGGGUCUCUGCUCAGUGAGGAGACGGGGCGAUGCAGCCACAGUGGGGUCUUGGCUCCAUGUCUUGCCUUAAAGGAGGGUUCAGAGAAAGAAGAUAAAUGAAAUUCUGGACUUCACUCACUACUCUUCUCCCUUUAAGUCACAGAUCAAAUCCAGACCAGAUGCCUCACUUUAAAAAGAAUAAGCAAAGGAAGAAAAAAACCCUAACUGUCUAUGAAAUAAAUCGGAAACUUGUUUCUGAUGGCCUAAUUCUCAUCUCAUUUAAGUAAAUUGGUGUUUUCCCAGCAGUUUUCUCAGUAGCAGGAUUAGGCUGAUGGGAAAGGGGAAGUCCAUCCACAACAUUGGUAGGUUUUGGAUGGAGGCCUUGGUGAGCAGCUGCCAUGUUGCCAGAUGUGCCUGGCAUCCCACCCAGGCCACUCCAACAUCUUCAGGAGCGGCCUGGCUGCAGCAGGCACACUCCACAGGCAGGGCUCUCGCAAACUCCCCACGGGGAGACUUUGGGCAAACACAGCCAGCCACAUGGCAGGACAACAGCUGAAGCCAAAAGUCCACCUCUCACAGGGCCUGCAGCCAGCACCAUCCACCACCAGCAGCCAAAACUGCCCUCAGUGCACCCCUGGUUUAGAGCGAGGAACUGAAAUCACACAGAUGGGAAACAUCUUUUGACAUUGUAUACAUAUAUACAGCAGUGCUUCUGUAAACCUCCUAAAGGAAGUGAAGGUGCUGCCUAGAAAGUUAAAAGCUAAUCAUGCCUGAACUUCCACUAUUUAGUAGUCAAGGAUUAGUUUUCUCUUGCGGGUGUUUCAGUGUUGGUGGUCGCUGCGUUGGUGUAUUGCAUUUUUACCUUGGGCCACGGUAUCUUGCUGUAUAGGACUCAUAUAUUAAAUAUUAUGUGGGGAUUGUUUCUGUUUUGGUUUUUUGUUGUUGUUUUUAAGCAUAAUAACAGGAUUUCUGUUGCUAGGCUCAACAUCAGCUUCACUGUUUGUACAUUUUUAUGUAAAUAGUUGUCACAAGCGGAAGAAGAAUUAUUUAUUUCCAUCUCUGAAUUCCUUUUCAAUCACAUGCAGGAAAAAAUGAUUCUCGGUUCCUAAACACAUUUGUUUCCUUAUUUAAGAAGAUAUUUAUUAACAGUUGGCAAAAAUGCAUACACAUUUCUGGUUCUUUUCAUAGAGCAGUUGUCAGAAGCCUUUUUGUACAAACUAGUAAAAUAAAUCAUUGCAACUUUACAAAAGACGUCCCGA